GUUGAAUUCUAAGGCAAAGCGCGUUCUGUCACACAAGUGUAGUGCUAGGCUUAACUAUAGUAUAGCAGUGAAACAUCCACAGUUUCGAAUUUUCAAUUACUCAAAGGGCGAGUUACACCACACGAUGAGUACGCCGGUUAAGAAAGUACCCAUUCAUUUGCAGAGCUCUCAAAAUCGACUAUUAAUUCGGCACGGUCAAGUAGUAAACGAAGAUGGCAUCACUGAAGACGACGUUUACAUUGAGGAUGGUAUUAUUAAGCAAAUCGGUAGGAAUCUUAUUAUACCAGGAGGCACUAGAACCAUCGAUGCCAGAGGCAAAUAUAUCCUGCCCGGAGGCAUCGAUCCUCACACCCAUUUCGAGUUCGAAUUUAUGGGCGCCAAAUCAGUGGACGACUUUUAUCAGGGAACAAAAGCUGCCAUUUCUGGUGGUACCACGAUGAUCAUUGACUUUGCCUUUCCCAAACCAGGAGAGUCGAUCUUAGACUGUUUUUAUAAUUAUCGUCAAAAAGCUGAUGACAAAGUGUGUUGCGAUUAUGCCUUACACGUGUGUCUGUCUCAUUGGUCUGAACAAGUCAAACGAGAAAUGGAGUUACUGACAAAGGAACACGGUGUAAAUUCAUUUAAAAUGUUCAUGGCGUACAGUUUUAUGUUGAAUGACGGUGAGCUAUAUAGCGCUUUUGAGCAAUGUCAGAAAUUAGGGGCUGUGGCUCAAGUCCACGCUGAGAACGGUUCAAUAAUUGCCAAAAAUGUGGAAAAGCUUUUAUCAAAAGGCAUCACAGGGCCUGAAGGACACGAACUCUCCAGACCAGAAGAUAUUGAAGCGGAAGCUGUAAACAGAGCUUGUGUUAUAGCAAAACAGGUAGAAUGCCCUUUAUAUGUAGUGCAUGUAAUGAGUAAAUCAGCUGCAGAAAAAGUAAACGAAGCUCGCUUACGAGGGACCCAAGUAUACGGAGAGACCCUAGUGGCGGCUAUUGGUACCGAUGGUACCCACUACUGCUCACGGCAUGGUUUCCAACAUGCCGCUGGCCAUGUCCUUAGUCCUCCUCUUAGAUCGGACCCCAGCACCCCUCUUGUUCUUAUGAAUUUCCUUGCACAAGACGUUUUACAACUGGUAGGAAGCGAUAACUGCACGUUCAACAAGGCUCAAAAAGAAUUAGGAAAAGAUAAUUUUACAAAAAUACCUAAUGGAGUUAACGGAGUUGAAGACAGAAUGUCAGUCGUAUGGGAAAAAGGUGUCCAUACUGGCCUGAUAGAUCCAACUAGAUUUGUAGCAAUAACUAGCACCAACGCUGCAAAAAUUUUCAAUUUGUAUCCAAGAAAAGGCUACAUCGGUGUUGGAUCAGAUGCAGAUAUUGUUAUUUGGAAUCCCAACGCCACUAGAACGAUUUCAGCUAAAACUCAUCAUCAAGCAGUCGACUUUAACAUAUUUGAGGGAAUGGUUUGUCAUGGAGUACCAGAAUAUGUUAUUGUCAAUGGAAGAGUAAUUGUGGACGAAGGACAACUCAGAGCCGUCCAGGGUUACGGAAGGUAUAUUGAAUCUCCAGCAUUCCCACCGUUUGUGUACGAUCCUGAAAAGGUUGCAGACUUAAAACCUGAACGAAACGGAACUGUUGAAGAAGAAAUACAAAAUAUAAGAGAAAUUGAGAAGAUUCAUUUAGAGGAGAAGGCGUGUUCAUCACCAACUCCAACCAUACCUGAAGGAAACGUUUUAACACCUUCUGGAAAAGGAGCCAGACCUGAAGGACAAAGAAAUAUACAAGACUCUUCAUUUUCUAUUAGUGAAGACUUGGAUGUUGAAAGGAAGUCUUGUAUUCGAGUUCGGAAUCCUCCAGGUGGAAAAUCGUCAGGUUUUUGGUAAAAACCGAUCUAUGACCAAUAAUCUUUUGCUUUGAUUAAUACUGGUUUCACCUUAUAUAUUUAGUGUUAUGCCAAAGUGACAGUUUCAGUUAUAUUUAAUGUUAUUUAGAAAAGUACCUGUUAAUUAUUUAUUGUUUUUAUGAUUGUGUUAAUAACCAAGCUACAGCUGCUAGAACCAAGGAGAUUAAGGAGGUAUAUCGGGCUUGUCAAAAAAUAUAUAGAAAUAUAUACGAAAUUUACACAGUGUAUUUUCUGUGUCCCCUCUGUAUUAGAAUUUUUUCUGACCUAGAUUUUUUUAUAUUGUCAAUACUACAUGCAUACUGAGUAGAAUUAUUAGCUAGACAUAUAAAUUUAUAGAAAAUAUUUUCAAUAAUCUUUGUCAGUCUUUUUCAAGUUGGUAAUGGUAAUCUUGGGGCUUCUCUGUUACCAUGACUCCCCUCAAAAGUCGAUAAACCUCCACAAAGAUAAAAACAAUUCUGAGCCAAAGCAUCAUCUUCCAUUACCAUAUAUUAUAACAGUUUUUUUCGAAACUAAUGAUGGAAAAUUAAUACCACUGCCUAUGAUGUACUGACUUGCGUUUUAUUUCAACCAAACAAAA
Messenger RNA from Sitophilus oryzae (rice weevil), 2455 nucleotides. RefSeq names its product dihydropyrimidinase (gene CRMP). Gene Ontology annotation, molecular function: dihydropyrimidinase activity. Gene Ontology annotation, biological process: pyrimidine nucleobase catabolic process. The transcript is spliced from 9 exons. NCBI's taxonomy places the organism in Eukaryota, Metazoa, Arthropoda, Insecta, Coleoptera, Curculionidae. Gene Ontology annotation, cellular component: cytoplasm; cytosol. Bases 125 to 1858 code for a protein of 577 amino acids. The record is from RefSeq and is a predicted model, not a curated record.